This is a messenger RNA of Wickerhamiella sorbophila, 318 nucleotides long. RefSeq names its product Cytochrome c oxidase subunit 6B-like protein new16. Bases 1 to 318 code for a protein of 105 amino acids. The record is from RefSeq and is a predicted model, not a curated record. Gene Ontology annotation, cellular component: respiratory chain complex IV; mitochondrial intermembrane space; mitochondrion. The transcript has a single exon. NCBI's taxonomy places the organism in Eukaryota, Fungi, Ascomycota, Dipodascomycetes, Dipodascales, Trichomonascaceae. Gene Ontology annotation, biological process: mitochondrial respiratory chain complex IV assembly.
AUGGGUUGGUUCUCCAAAUCGCCUUCGGAGCCAGUGGUUGUCCACACCAAGGAACGCAGAAAGUGCUGGGAAGCCCGGGAUGAGUUUUUCGCCUGCCUCGACAGCAACGAAAUCGUAGACGCAAUCAAGGACGACAAAAAGGCCCGCAAGGCCUGUCCCGCACAACUCGAAAAGUAUGAGAACUCCUGCAUCGAGACGUGGAUCGAGUACUUCAAGCAGAAACGAGUUGCUGAUCACACGCGCCAGCAAAAGAUUGCUGAGCUUGAAGCCAAAGGAUAUAGGCCCCUGGACACUAUGCAGGUCAAGGAAGUCCGUUGA